Stylonychia lemnae is the source of this 1944-nucleotide messenger RNA. The record is from the annotation of a GenBank genome assembly. NCBI's taxonomy places the organism in Eukaryota, Ciliophora, Spirotrichea, Sporadotrichida, Oxytrichidae.
AUGCUUGCCAAUUAAACCUAUUUUAAGAAAAAGUUCAACCUUAACUAUAGCAAAAUUCAGGCAUUAAAUCCAACAAUUCAGGAUUAAGAAAAAGAAGAAUAUAUCAGAACUUAAUUAAAAGAAGCAAUAAGAUCAAUGAUUUUAGGAAUUGAAAGUAAAACAAGACCUGAUUUUAAUGAUAAAGGUGAAGAUUUGACAGAAAUAUAAAGGAAUCAGGAUGAGGAAGAGCAGAGUGAGGACCAAAUUGACCUAGUUGAGUUAGGCGAUGCAAUAUAGAGGACAGGAUAAAAGCACUCUAGUCAUUUAGCUAAGAGAAGAGAACUAUAUUUAAACGAGAAAAGAAAAAAAGCAGAGGAGGAAAAAUUGGAUGAAUUAGAAAGAUAAAGAAUGCUUGAGAUCAAGGCUAUUAGUGCACAGAAUAUCACAUUAAAUUUCAUUUAGGCCUUAGACCUUCAGAAAGAUAUACCUUUCAAUGAUUCAGAGGAGUUAGUUGCAAAAGUAAAGGCUUCUUAGGAACACAUUUUUAAAACUAAGCUUAAGCCCCUUCAGCAAACUAAAUCAUUUGAAGUCAUAAGGAAAUAAAUUGAAAAGAAAAUUGAUGGAGGUUAUACUUACUAAGACCUAGGUGGAGAAUACAAAAUGCAAAAACGAUUCAGAAAGUACAUGGAGAAUUUAUCAGAAUAAAUUUAACUUACUGGUGGGACAAUCAAGACUCCAAAUAAAGAAAAUUUAUUUAAUAGAGAACAGUCUAGUACUUUGAGAUAAUCAACAUUAAACAGUCCUACAUCAUUUAAGAAAUAGCUACUAGCUAUUGAAGCAGAUGACACUACAUCUUUUGAUGAUCAGUCCAGGAUUGAAACUGAGUCAUAUUAGAAAAGAAUAUCACAAGCUAGAAAUUAUAAUUAGACUUUGGAACCCAGAUAGACAGCAGUUACACAGAGAGUACCCAGAAGAAUUAAUCAAAGCUAAGUAAUGAAUCAGACAAUUCAGCCUAGAAAAACUCAAGUAUCAAUAAUCACAAAUUCUCCAACUAGAAGUGUCAUUAAUGACACGAGAAGUAAUAUGGAUAUGAAAAGUUAAAAAUCCAACUGGAAGUAUUAGUUUAAAUUACGAAAAUAGAUAGGCUAUGAUCAAUAUAGAGCCUUAAUUGAUUAGAGAAACUCAGUAAUUACAGAGGAAUAGCUAAAAUCAGAUGACACCUCAAAUAUGUCAGAGUCAUUUAAUAUCUCAAGCGACCCUAGUUCAUGUUUAGCAAUAACACCAUCAUAAUAGAAGAGGGCAAAGAAAAUAUAACUUAACUUUAACAAUAAAGUAGAUUUGAAUGAGUCAAGCAAAGUACCAAAUAUUAUUGUGAGAGAAAAUACAACAUUAGAUGAAUUCACAAAAAGACAAACUGAAAAUGCACUUAUGAGAAUGAGAAGAUAAACUACCAUCAAUAAGACUAAUUUUGAUAUCCAGUAGUAGAUUCAAAAGAGAGAGUCAUUAGCGCAACAGCCCUCUUUCAAUCAGAAAAGAUCAAGCUCAGUAAUGAUAAACAAGAAGAAGAUGAAUUAAAAUAGGACACUAGAGUAUUAGUAGUUAGAUAGAAUGCUUGAGAUUCAUGAUGAUGUUACUGAAAGUGCUUCAAUUUUUAAGCUCAAUAAGAACUUCAAGCAAAGAUAGAGUAUAGUAAGGUUUAAAGAUGGGGACUUAAGCAUGCUUGGUUUUUCUUAGAACAGAGUGGCAUCUUCUUAGUUCAAAAGAAGAAACACCAUAGAUUCAAUUUCAGCAUAUGAUUAUAAACAUAGACUGAGAACAGGACAAAUGUCGAAUGUGGAUCAUAAAAUAUGCAAUUUAAUGGAGACUUGCAGUUCAAGCCAGCCUUAGUAUACCAAAAGAGAAAUCUAUGAACAAUAAAAAGAGUAAGUUAAUUGUGCUAAUAUAUCUAUAGGUUAUCCGAAUUGA